CAGUGGACUGGCCCCCUGCUGAAAAAGUUUUCUGGCCCCUGGUUUAGGGCUUUAAAGGUCAGCACCAACACUUUGUCCAAUGUGAUCAGCACGGCAGCAACUUGAUAGGCAAACAUUUAAUCCAAAGAAAACUGUUUUGCUGCCUGAGUGUGUUCCUCUUUGCCAGAAGGUUAAAACCAUAGCAAGACUUGACCGCUGAACUAAUCCUCUGCCCGGACCUCUACAGCUGCUGGCAUUGCAUGACUUCCUACUGGGAAAGGAUGGUUGUCAACCCAUAAAAGAGAUUGCCUAGUACUAUUGCAUACACCUGGGCAUUUAAUUGUUUACAUUUCUAUCCUAAGCUGCACUUAAAAAUGGCAAUGAAUAUCGUAAAAUGGCAAUGCACUCAGCUGCCAUAUAUAUCUCACAAAGGCAGAAAUCUGUGCAGAUUGCUGCUGUUCUGCAGGUAGGAUUCAUCCACACACCAGCAAAUUCAGGUUUGUGCAAUGAACCUGGUGCUGCUGCUGAAAAAGAACAACAACAGACUUCUGCCCAUAAGAAAAGUGACUGGAAAAUGCAGUGGCCUAACAGUUGCUUGACACAAUGUCUUUUAACCAAACCGGAAAUAAUUUCAAUAAGCAUCUGACAUCGUGAACCCUCCCUGCAAACUUUGUGCAAGCAAUUCGGGAUGAACGCUCAAGAAACGCGUUGUCCAGAAGAUGCCUAACAGUUCCAGUCCUAGCUUAAAAUCAAGCCCGUGUUCAAGAUGGUUUGACACUUUCAGAGAAAGCCUUUGGCUUUAAAUUUCACGGAAAACAUCCACCCUCAUCCAGAGAGCCUUGCUUGCAGCAGUGAGCUGCAAGGCUGCUGCAUGCAAAUAUAUCCCUUGCAAACAGAGAUAAUGCCAUAGGAUGGAGUCAUUUGGGAGGAAGGAAGCAGAUUCACUCAGGGUUGAAUGCAGAUUAGGCAGGCCCAUGAGUAAACUGGGCUGAUGUGAAGAAAUGGACUUUUGUUGUGUGAGCUAAAACCAUUCUGUGAAAUGCUGGUAUGUGGUUAUUGGCUGGUUGAUAAUACAUUACCGAAAGUGAGUGUUUGGUUUUUAGUUUUUUCUGUGCGUACAUACACACAAAACACCCAAAAAAUAGGAAAUUUUAAAUUAAAUUUGAAGCUCUGUCUGGGUUUCCUCUCUCAAGAUCUCAGCUUUCUCCCAUCAGGUGGUGGCAAUCAGCAUUUGCCCACCAAAGAGCCGCUAUCUAGUUUAGGGCACCAUGGGAGAGGUCUCAUUGGUUGCACUUUGCAGCGAGGACCUGAGAGCCAUCCUUUGAAUGCAUCAUUUCCUUCCUGGAAGCCAGCCAUGGUCUUUGUGGCAUCCUCCUGCUCCUUGCCUUUUGGCCCCCAGCUCUCUGUCUAUCAGCCUGCAAGCAUCCUCUGUUGGGCGUUCCGAGGAGCCUUAUGCUGUGAUGGCAUCGUGGAAGGGACUCUACAGAAAUGUUGACCUUGAGCUAGAAGACCCAAAGGCCCUGAGCAGAGGAGUCAAUCAGGCACCAGGGAGUACCCUGAGGAAGAGAGUGUCUAUGAGCCCUUUGAUGCUGUGGCCAGUUUGGAGGGCAAGCAAGCAGCACAGGUGGCUGCGCCAUGGCACCCAGCCGGGAAGCCAUCUUGGACACGCAAGGUGGUUUUAGUAGCUGUUGCUGCUCUGCUGGCUACCUCGGUGUUCCUGAACGUGCUGCUGCUUGCGGUGGGAAUUAUGCGCUGUAAGUGGUCUGCUGGGUCUCUAAAGGCUGCUGGGGUGCCAGAUUCUAAGAUGUCUGCUGCUUUGGAGCAAGUGCGUGCUGAGAACAGGAAGCUCCAAGAGGCAGGCCACAGCUCCUUCUUGCUGUACAAUGAGAACCGCAGUCAUUGUGUGACGAGGAAGGAGCCCAGCUCUCUCACACAAGCGCCCUGUGACCCUAGGAAUUGGCGGCAGCAUUUUCGGUGGUUCUCCAGAGGCCUCCUCCUUCACAUGGAUUCACUGCUCUGCGUGGCAGCACCCAAGGCCAAAAGAAAGGAGACCGUCCGUCUGGAACCCUGCAAUGGGACGAACCCGCUCCAGCGGUGGGAAUGCCGCGAUCACGAUCUGCUGGCCCUGGAGGGCAAGGAUCUGUAUUUCAACUACGGCAACAGUCUUGACCGGGUGGUGAUGCUGUUUGACGGCAACGGGCCCUGGAGUCGCUGGCUUACCUACGACACCCGCCAAAACAUCUGCAGCAAUCCACCCUUGGUUUCCCUGCCUUCUGCCCCACCAGUCCAAAGGGCCCUAAGCACCACUGGGCAUGGAGGGCACCCUGUAGCAUGAGAGGGAAGAAAGCUCUUGGCAACAAAACGAGUCCAGUCGUGGAGAUAUGAAGAAUUGUGGCCUGAUGGGAAACAUCUGGAUCUGUGAGGGACAGCAUCUGUUCAGUGAGGUGCAGUCGCCAACAUUGCCAUCCUGCCCCCAGCUUUUUCGGCACCACAAAAAUCACUUCCCGGCUCACUUCAUCUCCUGAAUGAGGGGUGCUAAAAAUUUGUAACAUGACUUGGGAAUUCAAAAUAUAUUUGGGUAAAAUUAAUAUCUUUUAUUGUGCGUAAAAUUGCACAGAAAUCUUUAAAAACGAUUGCCCAGUACUUGCAAUUAAAUUGAUAUUAUUUCUAUAUAUUAUAUAUUGUUUUUAUUGUUUCUUCUUAUUUAGCAUUACAGGACAUUUUC
Messenger RNA from Podarcis muralis (Common wall lizard), 2704 nucleotides. The record is from RefSeq and is a predicted model, not a curated record. NCBI's taxonomy places the organism in Eukaryota, Metazoa, Chordata, Lepidosauria, Squamata, Lacertidae.